Molecule: messenger RNA, 4242 nt
Organism: Solea solea (common sole)
Lineage: Eukaryota; Metazoa; Chordata; Actinopteri; Pleuronectiformes; Soleidae
Gene: kirrel3b
Product: kirre like nephrin family adhesion molecule 3b
Exons: 17
Coding region: 400-2730 (776 amino acids)
Biological process (GO): synapse assembly; cell-cell adhesion
Cellular component (GO): cell-cell junction
Molecular function (GO): cell adhesion molecule binding
Source: RefSeq, a predicted model, not a curated record
CCCUCACUGUGUCUGCUAUGUGAGUGGUUGAGCAAGAAAGAGAGGGAGAGGAUGAGAGAGAGAGAGAGAAGGAGGGGGGCAAGUGAGGGCUAAAGAGACUGAGAAUGGAUGGGCGACGAGAAACCGUGCGAGCGAGAGAGACAGAGUGAGCUUGUGCAUGCACAGUGUCAGCAGCGAAGACGCACAAAGUCUAUGAGCUCACAUCAACAAGAGUGUGUGUGUGUGUGUGUGUGGCAGAGCUGACCGCUGGCAGAAGAGUGACACAAAAAGUCAAGAGACGCACAGAAGAAAAAGAAGAUAAAGAAGAAGAAGAAGAAGAAGAAGAGGCAUCAGAGGAAGAGAAGGACCGGAGACAGACUACGAGCUUACCACUGGUUUUGCCCUCUGCGCUCCCUAGUCAUGAUCCCUUGGGUUCUUCUGCUCCUGUGGAUCUGCAGACAUGGGGCGGAGGCCAUGUUUGCCCAGCAGCCACAGGACCUGGUGGUGGUGGCAGGCCACCCUGUGACGUUACCAUGCACUAUCCCCGGUUACCAUGGCGUUGUUCUGUGGAUCAAAGACGGCCUAGCACUUGGAGUUGGCAGAGAUCUCUCUGGCUAUCCACGUUACACGGUGAUUGGUGACCACGGUUCAGGGGAGCAUCAUCUGCAAAUCCAGCGUGUCGAGCUGAUGGAUGACGCCGUGUUUGAGUGCCAGGCUGUCCAGGCUGCCAUGAGGUCCCGUCCCGCUCGUCUCACUGUGCUAGUUCCCCCAGAGGACCCAGUCAUCAGUGGAGGGCCGGUGGUGAGUCUGAGGGCUGGUGAUCCACUUAAUCUGACAUGCCACGCUAACAAUGCCAAGCCAGCAGCCUCAAUUAUUUGGAUCCGCAAUGGAGAAGUCCUUAAUGGGGCCAUGUACUCCAAGACUUUGUUGCGGGACGGUAGAAGAGAAAGCACCGUGAGCACGCUCUACCUAUCACCUUCCAACAUCGAGACAGGGCAGCACAUCACCUGUAAGGCCUCCAACAAGGCAGUUCCCAACGGCAAGGAGACCAGCGUCACAAUUGACAUCCAACAUCUCCCACUUGUCAAUCUCUCAGUGGACCCUCAGCCUGUUCUGGAGGGCAACCUUGUGAAAUUCCACUGCUCCGCAAAGGCCAACCCUCCUGUCACACUCUACAGGUGGGCCAAAGGAGGGAGUAUAAUCAAGGAGGUCUCUGGAGACACGUAUGAGGUGACUGUGGACCACUCCUUCUUUACGGAACCUGUUUCUUGCGAGGUUACCAACCCUCUUGGCAGCACCAACAUCAGCCGCAAUGUGGAUGUAUACUUUGGCCCCCGCAUGGCUGCAGAGCCUCAGUCUUUGCAAGUGGACCUGGGAUCUGAUGCUGUGUUCAACUGUGCUUGGACAGGCAAUCCGUCUCUUACCAUAGUGUGGAUGAAGAGGGGAUCUGGUGUGGUUCUGAGCAAUGAGAACCUCCUGACACUGAAAUCUGUGAGACAGGAGGAUGCUGGGAAAUAUGUUUGCCGUGCUGUGGUUCCCCGUGUAGGAGCAGGGGAGAAGGAGGUUUCUCUCACUGUGAAUGGACCACCGACCAUCUCCAGCACACAGACUCAGCAAGCUUUGCAUGGAGAGAAAGGGCAGAUCAAGUGUUUCAUUCGCAGUACACCACCACCAGAUCGUAUUGCGUGGUCAUGGAAGGAAACCGUGCUGGAGUCGGGAACAUCUGGCCGCUACACUGUAGAAACGGUCACCACAGAAGAAGGCGUCAUCUCAACACUGACCAUGAGUAACAUCGUGCCGGCUGACUUCCAGACCAUCUACAACUGCACCGCGUGGAACAGCUUCGGCUCCGACACCGAGAUCAUACGCCUUAAGGAACAAGGUGGGAGCCAAGAGUCUCUCCCGGUGGCAGUGAUCAUCGGCAUUGCUGUGGGAGCCUUUGUGGCCCUUAUUGUUCUCAUGGGCACCGUUGGGGCGUUCUGUUGCACUCGCUCCCAGAGAAAAGAAGCGCACCUGGUUAUGCCCUCACUGCCCGUCUCCAUCUGUGCUCACCAGAGAGAACUUGCAAGCAAAAUUAAGACAGAAAAUCUGAAAGGAGUCGUGUCGGCGAAAAAUGACAUCCGUGUCGAGAUUGUGCACAAAGAUCACAAUGCAGCACGGGAGAGUGAAGAACACACCUCCAUGAAGCAACUGAUGGUGAGUGUCGAACGCGAGGAGUUCCAGCAGGAAUCUGUUCUGAAGCAGCUGGAGGUAUUACAAGAGGAAGAGAAGGAGUAUCAACACAUUAAGGAUCCUACAAAUGGCUACUACAGUGUUAAUACUUUCAAGGAGCACCACACGCCAACCAUGGUGGGCAACCAGUCCACCGAGGUGAGGAAUCCCACCAACACAGGUACUCUGGGCAAGCAGAGAGUACCGACAGGCAUGUCCUUCACCAACAUCUAUUCCACUCUGGGAGCAGGUCCCAACCGCCUCUAUGACUACAGCCAGCGCUUCGUGCUGGGCAUGGGCAGCAGCUCCAUCGAGCUCUGCGAGCGGGAGUUCCAGCGCGGCUCGCUCAGCGAUUCCAGCUCCUUCAUCGACACGCAGUGCGACAGCAGCGUCAGCAGCUACAGCAAGCCCGAUGGCUACGUGCAGUUCGACAAAGACAGCAAGGCGUCAGCCUCCUCUUCCUCCCAUUAUUCCCAGUCCUCAUCGCAGAACUCUGACCUCACGCGGCCACUGCAGAAGCGCAUGCAGACCCACGUCUGACCAAGCGGGAGGAAGGGUGUUCGAGCAGGGGGAGGGAUGCAACAGGAAGUAGGAUUGUAUAACUGUGAAACAAUGAGCUCCCAGGAAGUACCCCUAAAGUAACUGUGUUUUCUUCGGACACCUGCAGAUGCCAGGACUGGCUUUAACACGUCGUGUGACUCAUUGAGACUUCUCAAUGUCCCCCCCAAAAAAAAAUUAAAUCAGAAGCCUUAUAUUUUUCAUGCUUAACUCAUCAGCCACCUCUUUUUUAGACCCAUAGUCGGAUUUGUGCCACCGAGAAGUUAUUUGCCAACACAGAGGGGAACACGAGCCUGGAAUCUUUACAUUCAGGAUGUGGUUGGGUAUCACAUUGGAGGACAGGAAAACAAGGCUUUGUGUGACAAUCAAUUCUCUGGCAAAGGAAGCGUUUGCCUUGUGAAGAACUGAGAUGGUGGUAACGAGUGUUGAAAGCACUCUGAACAAAAUGCAUCCUGCAUGUCCUACCUCUCUCUCCUGUGGCCUGAAGCACAAAAAAACCAAUGUGCAAAUGGUUCUAAUUAAAACAAUAGCUUCUCUCACACCACCUUUCUUUUGAAAGCUGUGUGUUAAACUUGGCCUUUUGAAAUUCCUCUCCUGCGUAGGUGGACAAAAACUUUCGCCAUGUGCCCACUGAAGUCUCAAACAUCGAAAAGAUCGGCUGUUUUUCUCUCUGCAGCUGUAUCUAGGCCACAACAAGUAGAUAAAGAGGCCAAGAUCUCCUUUGAAAUCACUGAGUCAUUAUUUUACUUUUCUGCGAUAAAAGAAUAUCAGUGUACAUAUUUGACUGUAAUGUCUUUUCUAGCAGCUAAUUUCAGACUCUGACUCUAACUUUUCUUUUCCCAUAUUUUCUUUGCCUUCAGGGUCUUUUUGAACUGUGUCAAUAGAAACUUUGACUUAGUGAGACAGAGGUUUUCUCUCAGCUCUUCUGUUGACGGGGAGCCGUGUUCGCCAUAGUCUUACUGUCCCAAUACGAGUUUCUCCCGCUAACACCACAACCAGACACUUUGCGGUACAUCUUCAAUGAAAUGUGAACAUUAUAUUCUGGCUGAGCAUCUUUUUUGCCUCUCAUUGCUGUUGUAAGUAUCACUGUUGACACUGGAGCUACUCAUUACUCAGUAGACGUGCCAGCAACCAAGCUGGUCAUCGAGGGACAUGACAAGACAAAUUUGGGAAAUGUGUCUCAUGUUCAUUUUUGGGUACUGUGGAGCUGAAAGUGCAUUCAUUUAUUUUGUUUUCCUAAGCACUGUUUGUGACUUAUGUGAGAUUGGAUUUAUUAUUUAAUCACUGACACUUUGUUUACUUACUUGAGCUGAGAUUAUAGACUGAAUAGUGAGUUGACACUCAAACUUUGUGAAACAAUUCAACUCAAGGCACUGUGCACAUUUGUGGGUAUGAUUAUACCAUGGGAACCGUUCCCUUUUUUCCAGUCAAAUUAAACUCAGACCCCUAAAUCAGAUGUAAAGCUGAUUAAUAUUAGUGACCAAAAGACACUGG